AUGCAUGUCUAUUUUCUUUUGUUGCUUGUCAUCGAAAAUGUCAUUGCCCCACCAUCUUCCGGUCAGAAAAGAAGUAGACUUAAGCGGGAUUUUCGUGUUGGUCAGAAGAGAUGUCAGCCGCGGUUUUCGGAGAUAUCCACUCUGUACUUGGGAACUAAUUCACAGGAUAACCAGAACAACUUCGACGAAUUUCUUGAGAUCGAUUUCCCCGAGGAACAGUGCGCUGGAAUCAGAAGGCCGUCACUUAUGCCUUAUUUCAUCAUGGUUUUCGAUACCAGACCAAAAAGUCGAGAGCUAACAGGUUCUUUGCUGUAUAGUUCCUUGCAUCAGAGAACAUUGCAGCCAAAUUCACUUUAUUUUGUCAUGGGAAAUCAAAGUGAACAGAACGUAUUAUGGCUAUACCAAUGGAGUACCGCGAAGAAAGCGAGACGAAUACUGCUGCGCACGAUUCGAACAUAUCGGAAACGACGAUAA
Molecule: messenger RNA, 474 nt
Organism: Necator americanus (New World hookworm)
Lineage: Eukaryota; Metazoa; Nematoda; Chromadorea; Rhabditida; Ancylostomatidae
Exons: 1
Coding region: 1-474 (157 amino acids)
Source: RefSeq, a predicted model, not a curated record